UCAGUCUCGCGGUGAAGAGCCGGGAGCUUCCCCGGUUCCAUCGAGGCUGCGCGGGCUGCUCGGGACUUCGCUGUCCGGAGUGCAUCAUGGACGACAAAGAGUUAAUCGAAUACUUUAAGUCUCAGAUGAAAGAAGAUCCUGACAUGGCCUCGGCAGUGGCUGCCAUCCGGACUUUGCUGGAGUUCCUGAAGAGAGAUAAAGGGGAGACUAUCCAGGGCCUGAGAGCGAAUCUCACCAGCGCCAUAGAGACCCUGUGCAGCGUGGACUCCUCGGUGGCCGUGUCCUCAGGCGGGGAACUCUUCCUGCGCUUCAUCAGCCUGACCUCCCUGGAGUAUUCGGAUUACUCCAAAUGCAAGAAGAUCAUGAUUGAGCGCGGCGAGCUCUUCCUCCGUAGAAUAUCACUGUCCAGAAACAAGAUCGCAGAGCUGUGCCACACAUUCAUCAAGGAUGGAGCGAGGAUACUGACUCAUGCCUAUUCCCGGGUGGUCCUUCGAGUCCUGGAAGCAGCCGUGGCGGCCAAGAAACGUUUCAGUGUGUACAUCACGGAGUCGCAGCCAGAUCUAUCAGGUAAGAAAAUGGCCAAAGCGCUCUGCCACCUCAACGUCCCCGUCACCGUGGUCCUGGACGCUGCUGUUGGCUAUAUCAUGGAAAAGGCAGAUCUUGUCAUCGUCGGUGCCGAAGGAGUUGUUGAAAAUGGAGGCAUCAUUAACAAGAUUGGAACCAACCAGAUGGCUGUUUGCGCCAAGGCUCAGAACAAGCCUUUUUACGUGGUGGCAGAAAGCUUCAAGUUUGUCCGGCUUUUUCCGUUAAAUCAGCAAGACGUCCCAGAUAAGUUUAAGUAUAAGGCGGACACGCUGCGGUCGGCGCAGACAGGACGAGACCUCAAGGAGGAGCACCCAUGGGUGGACUACACCUCCCCAUCCUUAAUCACACUGCUGUUCACAGACCUGGGUGUCCUGACGCCCUCAGCCGUCAGUGAUGAGCUCAUCAAGCUCUACCUGUGACCCCUGGGCCAUCUCUCCCGUGUCUGCAACUGUAGCAGGGCGGGCCUCAGACCUCCUGGCCCCGGCGGAGAACCAUGCCACAGCAGAGCUUUUUAAAGGAGACCCACGGACUACGGACUUCAAGUCGUCCAUUUUUUUACUCAUCUCACUCCCAUCUCACGUGUCUGUGGUUCUCCCAAGACCCAAGUGAAAUUUUACAUGAGGUUCCCAGAAAUGCCAGUUCUCGGCCACCUGAGGAGCCCCCAUCACCUCUCUUCCUCUUGCCCUGUACCGAUCUGCCAGAAGCAUCCAGGCCCCUUCUCAGGACAUGCCUGAGGGCCACCGGGACGUGAUGACUUGGGCCUCAUAGAGAGGCAGGCAGUAUUUGAGUUGCCCAGUCACCCGGCUCCAGAUCAAGGCCUGGUACCAGGGGACACAGGACAGCGGGUGCGCACUGAGCAGUCACAGCCCCGAGAUUCCGUGCACAGGGGUGCCCUCCCACUGGUGAAGCUGUGUCUCAAAGGCAUGACGUCCUUU
Echinops telfairi (small Madagascar hedgehog) is the source of this 1520-nucleotide messenger RNA. RefSeq names its product eukaryotic translation initiation factor 2B subunit alpha (gene EIF2B1). NCBI's taxonomy places the organism in Eukaryota, Metazoa, Chordata, Mammalia, Afrosoricida, Tenrecidae. The record is from RefSeq and is a predicted model, not a curated record. Gene Ontology annotation, cellular component: eukaryotic translation initiation factor 2B complex. Gene Ontology annotation, molecular function: translation initiation factor activity; guanyl-nucleotide exchange factor activity. Gene Ontology annotation, biological process: translational initiation. The transcript is spliced from 9 exons. Bases 87 to 1004 code for a protein of 305 amino acids.